GCUCUUCUUUUCCUGAGUAGAGAUAGUAAUGUCUGGCCACCCGCUUGCAAGCAGUAAUAUAAGGCUUUCCGGUUGACAGCAGGGUUAGUGUAUAGUGGAAAGUGCCCUUAACCUGAGGUUCGAGGCUUGUACUGUGUCGGACUGAGGAAAGUGUUGCAGCAGAACUUUCCAGUAGAAUAAUGCAAUAUUCUAGACUGAUUGUCCUUUUGUGAAAAGUUAACUUAAUUAUCAUAAGUGAUAUAAUGGAUAACUUACGGGGAGUCAUUUUAUUCUUGCUAUAUUUUUCUAAGAAUGUGCAUUCACUCAGCUUGCAAGGGCCUGGUUCACGCGCGUCGGUAGAUAAGAAUUCAUCUGAGUUGUAUGUCCCUUCUUGUUGGGCAUCCACGCGCGAUUCCCUCCUCCAGGGCCCUGUGCCGCCUGUGCAGUAUCCAAAUACAUCUGCCACUGACCUAGUAUGGGGGCCUCAAGUGAAUGUUACGUGUACAACUGGUGAAAAGAAAAGUAUAUUUCUAAACUCGUCACACUUAUAUGUAGAUGAUGGUAAAGUUAUGCUUGGUUGGAAGAUUGGUAGAAAUUCAGGGGAUACAUAUACAUACUGUGUGAAUUCCCUGGCUACUACGGAAACAAGUGAAAAUGGCCCAACUUAUACAGCCCUCUUUUGCUACACAGACCCGUGCAAGAGCAGAGUCUGUGUGGACAAGUGCUGCCCUCGCGGGGAAUUAUUAGGAGAACAGCGUUGCAUCACAAACAACUCGAGUCAGAGUGACUGGGUGCCUAAAGUCCACGACCAUAAUGAGGAACCUUUCUAUGUUAACAACAUUAAUUUUAAAGAAUUACAAAAAAUUACCUUUUCUAUAAAGGAAUUUACUCUUGAGAAAAAUGGUUCCCUCACAGCGUUUGAAAGUGCACCCCCCCGAGGUUUUUGUAUAGACCACUUCCGUAACAAUGGGACGGUGACAGAAUUGGCUUUAGUGUACGGUGGGGACAGUUCUGAUUACCCUGACUGCUCGUGGAAAACUGAAGUCCUGGACAUCAUUAUGUUCGGUGUUUCGAGCAUAUUUGUGGCACUGACUCUUUCUGUGUACUUGGGCGUCCCUCGUAUGCGAAGCAAAGAACACCACUGGCCUCUCAUAUGCAUGCUGCUGUCUCUCCUUGUGACCUUCAUCUUACACAUAUGUCUUAGGAAAAUGAGAGAUCAACUGGGCCCUAUGUGCAGACAUUUAGGCAUGCUGGUUCUCAUGUUCACUCUUGCAACAUUCUUCUGGCUGAACGUGAUGUCUUGGAGCGUCUGGCACAAGUUACGGUCUCCCCGUUUAUCUACCUUGGACAAAAAGACCUUCGCGUUGUCCAAUGUCUACGCCUGGGGUGUACCGCUGAUCGUCUAUGGCGUAGGCUACGCGAUGGAUGCCCUGGCUCCCGGGGACUACAGCCCGAACUUCAAAGAUUCUCACUGUUGGUUCGAAGGUGACAACACAGCGAAAUGGAUGUAUUACUAUGGGUUCAUAGCAGUGAUCCAGGCAGUGAACAUAUUUUUCUUCCUUCAAAUUGUUUGUCAAAUGACACUGUGGCAAAAGAAGAAGCCCUCAUCUCAUACUAUUCAACGAAGGACAUGUUUCUUGCCACCACUAUACGUUAAUCUCGCCAUCAUAAUGGGGAUAACCUGGACCCUGGAAUUAUUUUCUUAUCCCGACAAAUGUGGACCUGGUCAGGUACUGCUCGACGUUAUCAACGGCCUUCAGGGUCCUUUCAUAUUUGUUGUGACAGUUUGCAAUCGGAACAAGUGGAAGGAGGUGAGAAGCAGUGUAACGACUUCACUAAGAAAAAUCACCAAUGAAACGAGACUGUAAUUGUAAUAAUUUAUCUGACAGAACUUAAAGUCAAUCAAUAAGAAGUCUAUCUAAAUCUUUAUCUCUCUCUCUCUGUCUGUCUCUUUCUCUCUCUCUCUCUCUCUCUCUCUCU
Molecule: messenger RNA, 1959 nt
Organism: Penaeus monodon (black tiger shrimp)
Lineage: Eukaryota; Metazoa; Arthropoda; Malacostraca; Decapoda; Penaeidae
Product: G-protein coupled receptor Mth2-like
Exons: 8
Coding region: 243-1847 (534 amino acids)
Biological process (GO): G protein-coupled receptor signaling pathway; cell surface receptor signaling pathway
Cellular component (GO): membrane
Molecular function (GO): G protein-coupled receptor activity
Source: RefSeq, a predicted model, not a curated record